UGAGAGCUGCACCCACACGAGUUAUCUACACACUGUAGCUGGUGGCACAACAUUUUUGCCGGGUGUGCAGCUCUUUGUACUGUAGCAGAUAGCAUCGGCCUCAAAUCCUACACAUUUGGUUCAGCCGUAAGCUUUGUCUGCUUUGGUCUCUGACACUUGUUCGCGGAAGCUUCCAGUGAUGGCUAUGAGACAGACUCCACUCACUUGCUCCGGCCACACAAGACCUGUUGUUGAUCUGGCCUUCAGUGGGAUAACUCCUUAUGGAUAUUUCCUCAUAAGUGCCUGCAAAGAUGGCAAACCUAUGUUGCGCCAGGGAGACACAGGGGACUGGAUCGGUACGUUCCUGGGUCACAAAGGCGCUGUUUGGGGAGCCACUUUGAACAAAGAGGCCACCAAGGCGGCUACUGCAGCAGCAGAUUUUUCAGCUAAAGUGUGGGAUGCAGUGACUGGGGAAGAAGUUCUCACACUGGCACACAAGCACAUUGUCAAAACUGUGGAUUUCACUCAGGACAGUAACAGUCUGCUAACUGGAGGGAAUGAUAAACUGUUGCGUAUUUAUGAUCUCAACAAGCCUGAAGCAGAACCUCAGGAGAUUUCAGGUCACACAUCAGCCAUUAAGAAAGCCCUCUGGUGCAACAACGACCAGCAGAUCCUUUCUGGUGGCGAUGACAAAACUAUACGCCUUUGGGAUAAAACCUCCGGUGAGGCCGUGAAAACCCUGACAUUCGACGUGGCUGUCAGUAGCAUGGAGUACAUUCCCGACGGAGAGAUACUCGUCAUCACCUACGGAAAGACGGUGGCUUUCUACAACGCCCACAGCCUGGAGCUUAUUAAGACGGUAGAUGCUCCGACCUCUAUCCACUCCGCCUCCCUGCACCCUGACAAGGACUUCUUUGUGGCAGGUGGCGAUGACUUUAAGCUCUACAAGUACGACUAUACCACAAAGGAGGAGAUGGAGUCCUACAAGGGCCACUUUGGGCCGGUGCACUGUGUGCGGUUCAGCCCAGACGGGGAGCUCUACGCCAGCGGAUCUGAGGACGGCACCCUCCGCCUGUGGCAGACUGCUGUGGGCAAGACAUACGGCCUCUGGAAGUGUGUCCUGCCUGCUUGUGCAACAGAGGAGCUGGUGUCGGAGAACUCCGACACUCUCUACUGCCCACCCGAAAUCAAGGCCUGAUGAAGACCACCUGCCGGCACAGAUGGACGAAUGAAGGAAGGAAUAAAGCGAGGGAAGGAUGGAUGGAUGGAGAGAGGGAGGAAAAGAGCGAGACUGAGAGGAUGGGAAUAAAUGGGUGGAUUGAGGAGGCCAGGGUUCCAUUUUCAGGGCCAGAUUGUGCCCACCACCCCUUUACAAUCCCCUGCAAAGGUGCUGUGCCACCCGGCUACACCAGGGGCUGACCUAGGUGCAGUGGAGGCUAUGUGGGAAUGUGUCUACUGAUUACACACACACACACACACACACACACACACACACACACACACACGCACACGCAGGAGAGAAGCAGUAGACCUGUGAGCGUGGUAAACUCACAGCUGACAGUCACACUCCAUCCUUUAGCCAAGUCCCAUUCAUUCAUAGCUAUCGCCCUGCUCCCCUGGUUGCACUGUGAUCACUUUGGGCUCUAAUUUGUGGUUUCAGGGGGAAAAAGAAGGAAAAAAAACAUUAAAAUUUUCAUUUGUGUGUUCAGUAAAGGGAAUUAACUCAUGGAAUUAGACACACGCGCACAUACACGUUGUCUUUGUGGAAAUGGUGGUCCCCCCCCCCCCCC
Messenger RNA from Alosa sapidissima (American shad), 1769 nucleotides. It is a transcript of the gene strap, whose product is annotated as serine/threonine kinase receptor associated protein. Lineage: Eukaryota; Metazoa; Chordata; Actinopteri; Clupeiformes; Clupeidae. The record is from RefSeq and is a predicted model, not a curated record. The transcript has 10 exons. Gene Ontology annotation, biological process: spliceosomal snRNP assembly. Gene Ontology annotation, cellular component: SMN complex. Gene Ontology annotation, molecular function: RNA binding; protein binding. The coding region runs from base 179 to 1177 and encodes 332 amino acids.